This is a messenger RNA of Peromyscus californicus insignis, 8187 nucleotides long. RefSeq names its product DTW domain containing 2 (gene Dtwd2). The transcript is spliced from 6 exons. Lineage: Eukaryota; Metazoa; Chordata; Mammalia; Rodentia; Cricetidae. The coding region runs from base 5843 to 6721 and encodes 292 amino acids. The record is from RefSeq and is a predicted model, not a curated record.
AUUAUAUUCCUCUUGGAUCUUGUAUCAAAAUUUUAACAUCCUAUCAGUGAACUUGCCCUAUUAAGUUAAACUAGAACACACUACUCUUUCUGUGCUUUGAAAAUGAGAAAAAGAAGCGAUUUGGGUAAUUGAUUUCUACUGUGGUAAAAUUUCCUACAAUUGGAGAGUGGUGUUUCAAAACAAAAACAAAAAACAACAUAGAAGCCAGGAAUGGAGGCAAAAACUAGGACAUCAGCCCCUGGGCAGCCUGGGCUACAUUCUGUCUCAGAAAGCAAGCAAGCAAGAUAGCAAGGAAACCGACAUUCAUUCACUAGCCCCCAAGCAACAACUAUUGCCUUCAUAAUCAGAAAUCCAAGACUAAUAAACUUGGUUUUUUAAAAAAAUGGAACAGAAUCUCAGUUCUACUUUUCUGGUAAGAAAAGCCUGGCUACUUUAAGUAAAUUCCAACAGUUCACAGCCUUCUGUGCUCACCUGGAUCACACAAGGAGCGGCAGAUUCUGUUUAAUCAGGUUAGGACUUAGGACAGAUACUGAAUAACUAGGAAUGCCUUGCAGAGGAUCAGAAUCAUCCGAGACGGAGGCUGGUAUGGUGAAAACCUUGCAGGUUUGAAGCUGGGCAGUGCAAACUUUUUGCAAAUUUGUGCCCACCUUUCCAAAAAUGCCAGAUCAGCUCAGAUCAAUGGUUUUUACUUUGAGCUGGAGGGCAGAAUUCCUGUGAGUGCUGAUGUCUACAGGCUCUGGUUUCUUAGGUGACCCCAAGGGAAACUAGACUGGAAAAGUCCUGUGUUAGGCUGUAUUUCAUUUCCCACCGUGGUCUCAGAACAGCUAUUUGCAGUAACACAAUCAACUUUGAUUUCAUGUAAACAGCUAUUUACUUAACUAUUAAGUUAUUCACUCAGGGAUAUUUACUUUAAGAUACAAAGACAUGCUUCCGUUGUUAUAAGGCUAACUGAUUAAACAAACAAAACAAAAACUCUUCAAGCAAAUAAACACCCUCCCCCAUAAAUCCAAGCAUAUAAGAUACACAAAAUCCUGCAGGCAAAUGUUGAAAACCACAUCUGUGGGUACAAGACAAUAGAUUUCCAAGUGAAUGUAAGACAGAAUUUCAAGCAAGCUUUAAGCAAAAUCACAGAGGCAGGAAACUGGAGCAGACCCACCAGCAAAAUCAAGCAGAGAAAUGGGGCUUUCCGUGUAGAGCUUGUUUGGUGACCUUUCUCAUUGCUGUGACAAAAUAUCUAACAGAAGCGACCUGAUGAAGACUUUACUGUGGCUCAGAGUGUGAAGGUACAAGCUCAUCAUGGGGAAGACAGGGUGGCAAAUGGACACAUUUCGGACACAAGACAUAGAGAGACGAAUGGUUGUUCUCAGCUUGCUUUCUCCUUUUUCAUUCAGAUCAGGAUCAAGAAAUGGUGCUAUCCAUAUUUUGGGUAGGUUUUUCCACCUCAGUUAAGCCAAUCUAUAAUAUCGAGACACAGGUGCCCACACAGUUGUCUCCCAGGUGACUGAUUUUAGAUCUGUUGACAAUAUCUACCACAAUAGAAGUAGUAUCAGAAACUUAGGGAAAAGAGAAUCUUGAUAGCAAUGGUCUAACUCAGGAGAAAAUGGACUAUUAGAUUUUGGUGACAAGUUGGGUAAAAGGCAUGAAGCUGUGAAGGAAGGCCUAACUCUGAGAAAACAAGAAUAAUCACAGACUAUAGGAAACAGCAAAGUGUUAAGGAACUUGGGGUUUAAGAAAGAGAGGACCAUCUUUCUAUCAUUUCCCAGGUUACUUAAGAACAAUUUGUCAACAUAGUCAUGACAGGUGGUAUUGUUGAAAUUAUUAAGGCCACUCCACGUAGUUAAAAGGGAGGUUUAUUUUGUGGGGUAACUUACAAGUGAAGGGAUAGUUUGCAGGGUCUGGGAAAGGUGUGGCGCAGUCCGGCGGUGUUCUCUGGAGAACUCUGCUUGGUCUACCUCCAGCGUCCAGGGUCCAGGAAUCAAGAGAGCCUGCGCAUCUGGAUCUCGGGUCUUCAGGGUCCUCCCUUGGCCCCGCCUUGUAGGCGUGACAGUUACCGAAGCCUCAGUGGGGGUUGGAACUUCCAGGUCAAAGCUGGAAUGGCUACCUACUGCAAGAUGGACUUAAGGAAGUUGCAUUAAAUGUAAGCAUCACUGUACUCAUUACUAACUCACAUGGAAAAAAAUCAGAACUAUUUCUUAUGGAAAGAGCAUCAGGGUACCCAGGAAUGUGGAGUCAACAGGAAAGGGCAUUAGGGUAUCAGGAUGGAAUACACAGGAACUGUCUUCCUGGUAUAAUAUUGGUACCGCUAAGAGGAUUAAUAGAUCUGGUGUCUUUAUUCAUGUUCCAUUUUCUUCUCAAAAUACUGUUUACGUAGUUCUUGUGUACAAUGCUUAUAAGCUAUAGCAAAAGCAUGAUAUCUUGACAUUAGGUGACUAUAUUUCAUUUUUAAAUUUUUUUUUAAAAAAUAAUGAUUUGUUUAUUUUUAUUUUAUGUGCAUUGGUGUUUAGCCUGCAUGUAAGUCCAUAUGAAGGUGUUGGAUCCCUGGAAAUGGAGUUACAGACAGUUGUGAGUUAUCAUGUGGGUGCUUGAAAUUGAACCUGGGUCAUCUGGAAGAGCAGCCAGUGCUCUCAACCAUGAGCCAUCUCUUCAGCCCCUAUAUUUCCCUUUUUACAUGCAGUUUGUGUGACUAUGAAACCACUAAAUUUGGUGAGCAUCUAUAAGGUGAUCAGAAUUUUGGCUCCCAUGGCAUUUACCCUCAGUCAUAAUGUUUAUGUGUAUAACACUAUAUAGCUGAAUGGAAUCAAAGUUGCUAAUUGACUUCAAUACAGCCAAAUUUUCCUGGGUUAUCUGAGUGGCAGGAGAAGUGUCAAAGAAAGACCGAGGGUUGUUCAGAGAGGGAAGUUCCUGAAAAGGUAGGAAAAGUUAGAAUGAUAAGCAAGAAUCGACCCACAGUUACUGGCUCUGAAGAUGGAGAAAGGGGGGCUCUGAGCCAAAGCACCUGAGUAACUUCUAGAAGCUGGGCACAGCUGAUAACCCUGCAAGAAAAUAACCACAAGGACCCGAAUUCUACCAACAACCCACAGCAAGAAACACAUUCUGUCAUGGAUCCUCCAAAGGAAUGCAGCCUGACAUGAAAGUCAUGUCAAAGCUCUGACAGAGACGUUUAAGAGAAUACACGUGUGUUUUAUUAAACCACUACAUUUGUGGCAGUUUGUUGCAGUAGCAAUGGAAAACAAAAUGUCAAAAAUGUCCCAUCUUUCAUUUUGUUCGAAUCAAAGCUUAUCCACUGUUGGCAGUUGCUCCUGCUGGAUCGGCAGAGUAUGUAAUUUUUGGCAUUACUGAGGCCCUUGCUUGACAUGGUCCCCUCUUCCUCUCACAUCAGUGGUAUGAUAUUAAGGCUCCUUCAACAACCUCUAUCAUAGAAACUCUUGAAGGGAAGAAAUAUAAAAUUCUGGUUACCUGCAUAAAGGAACACCUAACUGCAUUAUCCUCUUGCUAGUAAGUUGUUUCUCUUUAAAGGACAUUUUACUGCCUGUCUUGGUUACUGUCCUAUUGCUGUGAAGAGACUCCAUGACUAAGGCAACUCUUAAAGAGGAAAGCUUGCUUACAGUUUCAGAGGUUUAGUCCAUUAUCAUCACGGCAGGAAGCAUGGCUGGGCAUCCACAGCACUGGGGCAGUAACUGAGAGUGCUGAUCUGAUCCAUGGGCCUCAGGAAGAGAGAGACCCGAGCCUGGCCUGGGCUUUCAAACCUCAAAGCCCACCUGCAGAGAUACACUUCCUCCAGCAAGGCCACACCUACUCCAACAAGGCCAUAAAUCCCAAUCCUUCUCAAAUAGUGCCACUCUCUGAUGACUAAGCAUUCAAAUAUAUGAGCCUCUGGGGCCAUUCUUCAAAUGACCACAUCCUUUCUUUCGGUCCCAGCCUUUUCCAGGCAGGUUACUGCUAGUCUUGUGUGCUCCAAGAUGGUAACUGCACACAUGGGUUUCCUUAGACUGCUCCAGGUCAGAGUUUGAAAACAUGGGCAUAAGGGUGUAUAUCCCUCUUCCCUGAGGGCAACAGACACCUGUUUUUGAUUGUGUCCUGUCCCUCCUCCCUUCCCCCCCAAAAGAAAGAUUUGCUAAUUAGUCUGUUUUGUUUUAAAGUGGUGUUGAUUGAAUCCCAGGUCUAGCUCAUGCAAAGGACACCUGUCUGCUACCACUAUGUCAGCCCCUGGGAGGUUUAUGUAUUUGUUUAUUAACUGUUUUUCAUUCUAGUCAACCUCUGGGAAAAGGUGGACUUGUAGAGAUUUUUUCUUUCAGAAAUAGAGACGAAGCAGGACUUGUUUGUGGCAAUGGAAAAAAUAAUCUACAUAAGAAACAGGGAAACCUGAAUGGGACAGAGGUAGAGGCACAGAUGAAUGGCUGGAUUCUGCAUCCUUUGAAGGUCAGAGCCAGAGAUCUGGUGUGGGUUUACGGUUGUUAGCACUCAUCUGUUCUCUAGCAGAUUUGACAGUGCAGAAAAACCUUACCCCAACUCCUAGUGCUUUCCCUGUCGUGAAAUGAAAGAGCAGGACUGUCUGUCCUUUCAUUUAAACAUAGUCAACAGAGAAUUGGAUUUGGCCAUUAAAAAUAGCCCGUCCUCCAAUCUAUACCUGUAGCCAGGAUUUCGUUAUUUUCAGAUUCAUCCUCUUUCCUACAGUUUCUGGGUUUUAUUCAUUUCCCAAUGUUUACACAUAUACGUGCCAGUUGGUUUCUUAUCUUACAUCCACUCACCAAGUGGACUGUCCCGCCCUUUCCCCUUCUUUUAAAGCUAUCCCCAAAUAAAAGAAAGAUACUGUUUUCAGGGGGAAAAGAAUUAAGAGUACUUUAAAAUAUAGCCCUGUAUACCACUCCAUUUUGUUUUUAGGUGAUUGGAAAUGGAAAAUCGAAUGCUAAAAUAAAUGAUAAGAGCUGCAAAAUUUAUUUAUUAGUUUUUAGUGUUCCUGGUUAUGUCCUAUUUAGAGCAUCAAGGCAGUUAUUGCAAAACAACUCAGAGGACUGAUGAAAACUUAGUUUUUUUGUUUAAAUGUAUAUUGUCAGAAUUAACAUUAGUAAGAAUUAACAAAUACAAUCACUCAUUCCUCUGCAAGCAACAUUUCUACCUCCAUUUAGGGCUUUUAAAAACAGAGCUGCCAGGCUUGCUUCUGCUAAUCAGAUGUUUCGAGAACUUCGUUAAGGUAGUGCGUGUUUGUAGUGUCAACCAUACAAUGUGUACCGUAGCCAUUGUUUGGCCUGGGGAGUUAAACACAUCACUUAACAAUCAUCUGGCGUCGAACGUGAAAUGGUAUGCCCGACCGCCAGAAGAAUCAGAAGAAUCACUUAGGAAGAAGGUAAGGCACGAGAUACAGGAGUUCACACUGUCCCUGGAGAAGUCCUGGGACCAGUUUUCAGUGGCUGCAACCGCUCCUUUGCAGCUUUUAGCCAUCAAGGGCGCGAGGUGCUGCACUGAGGCUGAGCGCGCACUCGUCCUAGAAUCCGGCCCUGCUGCAUAGAACCUCACGUUAUCUUUUAGAUACACAGAAAUGCACGAGCAUUCGGUGUCCGGGUGGCUUCUGGAGGUGACUCCUUUCCUCGUCCCAGGAAACCUAUUCUUACCAGCCAAGUCACAUAGCUCACGCCUUCCUUCCUUCCUAUAGGUGAAGCACUCCCGCCCUGACCAAUGGGCUCCUUUCUUUCUGCAACGGGGCGGGACCUCACGUCGCCUCUGAGGCCCGCCCCUCACGUGACGUACGUGCGUGCGUGCGUGGCGCAGACCGCUUUCUUCAGCGCGUGGCGCCCCCCGGCGGCGGCGCUCCGUCAAUGCGACGGCCUGACUCUUGACAUCCAACAUGGAGCCGCAGGAGGAGGCGCCAACGCUCGGGGAGUCCGUGCCUCGGCCUCCUGGAGCCUCGGGGUCGCCGACGCCGGACGAGGAGGAGGAGCCGCCGGAGGGCAGCGCGCCGCUGGCGGCGGCUCCCGCGGGCGCCGACGGGCUGUGGGGGCUGCCGGUGGAGCACGCCGAGCGCAGGCCCGAGUGCAGCCGCUGCAGCCGGCCCCAGAAAGUGUGCUUGUGUCCAUAUCUACCAGUGUACCCACUCCAAAUCUCCACCCAUUUGUACAUAAUUCAGCAUCCAGCAGAGGAAAGCAAAGUGUUGCGCACAGUCCCUCUGCUAGCGGCAUGCCUCCCCCCUGACAAGUGCACGGUAAAGAUUGGCCGCCGCUUCAGUGAAGAGCGAGAUUUUGAACUUUCAACUGUUUGCCGGGACUCUGGUACAUUAAUAUUAUAUCCAGGGGCUGAAGCUACUAAUUUGGAAGAAUUUAUAUUAGAUUCUCCUGUCUAUCCUUCCACAAUCAUCCUCAUUGAUGGUACAUGGAGCCAGGCUAAGGACAUUUUCUAUAAGAAUUCCUUGUUCCGACUUCCCAAACAGGUGCAGUUAAAAACUAGCAUUUGUAGUCAGUAUGUAAUUCGGAUGCAACCUACUAGCAGGUGCCUUUCCACCCUAGAAUGUGCUGCUGCUGCUCUUUCCAUCUUGGAGAAAAAUAACUAUAUACAAGAGACUUUGCUUCGCCCUCUUCAAGCGUUAUGUUCUUUCCAGCUUCAGCACGGUGCUCAGAUUCGCCUCAGCAAGGAAUAUCUUCUGAAAAACGGAUUAUAUCCCAAGCCAAUGCCAAAGAACAAACGCAAACUCAGGAAGAUGGAGCUGUUGAUGAACAGUGUUAAAAUUUAGCCCAGUGUCCCUGUGAUGCUCCUUCACCUGUCUUUAGCUGACAAGACUUGGUAAACUUUCCCCCAGUUUAGGCUUGAGGGCUUUGACUCUGAAGAAGGAAUGCUGGCAGGUACUUGUGCAGAAAGAGUUGGUCUGCUAAACAGCAUCAUGCAGCACACUUCCACCCACUCUGUGAAAAGCAGUCUUUUGUUUCAUUUUGUUUUUUGUUUUUUUGAGGCCAGGUUUCUCCGUGUAGUCUGUAGACCACGCUGGCCUCAAACUCAUAGAUCCACCUUCCUCUGCCUCCUGAGUGCUGGGAUCAAAGGUGUGCGCCACCACCAUCCAGAUACUGUAUUUGUUUUUUAAAUAUGUGCUUCUAAUACAUUGUUUUAGAUCUCUUCAAAAUACAAUUAGUUGUUGGUCUAGAGUAAAGAGUGUGUAUAAAAUGAAGACAGUUCGGCCUGGGAACAGUGUUGUUUCCAUCAGCGUUUGUGGAUACCUAGGUAUAUAGAGAUCAAUGGUGGCAUAUACCCUGCAUUACUUUCAGCCUUACUGUGAAAUAAGUGGCAAAAGAGGGUUACUUGUUUUAUUAACUAGUAGAAAGAAACAGGGAAACUUCACUGUUUAGCGUUGAACAUGGACUCCGUGAAUAUGAUUUACACCCUGUAAUUGUCUGGAUUCCUGUGGAGUGCAUUUAACUAAGUAGCCUACAUUCUCUUUGGCAUUUGCUUUGCCUCAGUUUUAGUUUUUCAAUAUUCAUUUAACAAGUUUACUUGUUGUGGUAAGAGGUUGUUGAUGAAGUUUCUGUAUGGAAAUGGCUGAAGUAGAGUAUAAUGCAGUUAUCAUUUUGAGAACAUACUUCGUAGCUCAUCUUAAAAAUUUUUUUUAAGAGCAACAGCUUUCAAUAUGAAAGAUCAAAUUUCUCACCCUAUUAGGAGAAUAUUUGCUGAGAUUUUGUAUAGAAUAAGAGAAAUUUAUAUACUCUAUAUUUAUAUUCAAUUUAUAGUUAAGAGAACACUUUGGCAAGAUCAGGGUGUUUCAUUUUGACCUUUGUUCCUGAUUACUACAGUUCCCUGAAUCCAGUGUUAAAUGGAAGGAAAAAUCAAGCAUGCAGUUUAGUGGUGAUUUUGAUAAAUACCUGUGUGUGACACAAACAUACACUGGUUUUUGAUGUUUUUCAUGCUCAUUUGUUUAUUAUUGGCUCAGAUUAGACACUCAUUAAUAGCUUGGCUGGUCCCAAUUAGAAUGCUGACAAAUAUGUAGCAAGUUAUAUGAAAAUAUUUUAAAAUAUUAAAAUUCGGAUUUGUGACUUCAAUUGCUGACUUAUAUUUGCAUUUAAAAAUAAGUUGGCCUUUUAUAACCUAAAUGUCUAGUAUCAAUUAUUUGUGUAAUAAUGAAAAAAUAGUAUAAUGUAUAAUUGUUUCUUAAGGAAUGAGUUAAAAUCAUCUUCCAGUAAUUUUUAUAUUGGAAUAAAUUUCACAAAGUUC